Messenger RNA from Fopius arisanus, 2779 nucleotides. RefSeq lists its product as uncharacterized. Bases 140 to 2392 code for a protein of 750 amino acids. NCBI's taxonomy places the organism in Eukaryota, Metazoa, Arthropoda, Insecta, Hymenoptera, Braconidae. The transcript is spliced from 5 exons. The record is from RefSeq and is a predicted model, not a curated record.
UGGAGGCGAGAUUUCAUCACCGCUAGUGUUCGAUAGUUCCCAGCAAUCCGAGCAUGCACCCCAGACUAGACCCAAAAUAACUAAAUCUGACGCCCAAACUCAAACCGCCGACAAUUAUAUUUGCAUUGAGAUUCCGGAAAUGAAGACGUGGGAAACUAAUAUUGAGAGAAUCCACGCACUAGUACGGAACUGUGAUAAGUGUAAUUGGGUGGAGCCUGAAGCUGUGAUGAUAUACAAAGCCAUAAAACGAUUAUUGGAACAAAAGAGAGAACAACAACUCUACGCUGGCGUGGAUUCCGAUUCGUCGACGGACAGGCUGGUAUAUCCGUCGGCCGGUAUCCUGGCGGAAUUAGCCAAUCAACCAGGAACACCAGGUCAACCCUCAGGAUUGAUGGCUGGAAGGUUGGAUGAGGUGAAGGCAUCAGACGAGAUAUUACUGGCAGGUGGAAUUGGUGGUGUGAGAACAGCUGGUAUGGACACACCACCAGCAACACUGAUAGCACCUGCAUUCAUGUCGACUCCAGGGGCACCCACAGCACCGGAUGAUCGUCGUUCAGGAAAGCCAUCCGAAGGUGUGGGAGAUGGUAUUUCGAAACAGCCCCCUACACCCGCGCAGUUCGCGCAAGUGAUAGAGAAACCGUCUGAGGAGAUCGUGGGAGGAAUUACGAGCGGAAUAAUUCCUCAGAAGACACCUACCACGCCCCAGAUCAUAAUACCACCAAAACCCGCAAGUGGAUCAAUUGGGAGCGGAUUCCUAGACCCUGAGGAUUCUUACCUACUUUUGGACAAUCUGAGAUUAAGUCAAGAUAUACCCAGGGAAUUGGUGGAGGCAGUAUCGAGGCAAGAGUCGAAAUUAAUGGUUCGGAGGGUGGAGGAGUUGAAGGCGUCGGAGGAGAGAUUCAGUGGUAGAAGUAGCAGAACGAGCAGAGGUAAUCUUUCUGCACCAUCAGGAACUUUGAUGUCACCUGGGCCAAUGUCGGGUUCUGUAAUACCCAGGCGCUCGGUUGGUGUGUUUUCCAGAAAGCCAUCGGCUUUGGCAAUGGCAGCGUCAGUGGAGCCUUCCAUUGUACAAACGAGUGAUGCGUUGUCACAUGGUGGGAUUUCUGAGGCUAGGAUAGAGCAGGCUUUGAUGCAGCCAUCUCCUUCGGCUGGAAUACCGAUAAUCGUGGAACCAGGGGGCCUGAUUGGUGGUCCUUCAGAGAAGUCUUCAGCUUUGGCAACUGCUGCGUCUGUGGAGCCCUCCACUGCACAGAUGAGUGGAGUGUUAUCAUCUGGUGUGAUACAGCCAUCAUCUUCCGAAGUUCGGAUUCCACAAGUGAUGCAGACAAUACCGGUCACAGGGUCUGAAGUCGUGGAGAAAAGUGGUCCUCAGGAGAAAGCCGACGAGCUAAUUGAUUCGAGAACAGAAGUGAGCAAACCCAGUGAAGCCAUUCAUCCUGCGAGGAUUGAUGCUGUUGCUUCGAGAGAUGCAGAUGAAACCCCGAGCGAUCGAAGUCGAUCGGAUAUGAGAAUGCGAUUGAAAUCUGCAGAGGCUAUUGACGCAGGAAGUGUACCGCAGAUUGAAAUACAGGUUAACGUUCCGGAUAGGGAGAGAAAAGAAGCUGAUGAGAACGAACUCGUGGUCAUUCCUGGACAAGAGGAAGUUAUUCAAGACCAAAAUGUAAUUAAUGAUGAUGAAGCGCUGGCGAGAAGGGAGGACAGAGAAAUAGCAGAGGAGAGGGAAGCUCAGAGAAUUGCGGGAGAAAUGAUUGAUGAAGGAAGACCAGGUCCAGCUGUUAGAACUGAUGAAGCAGAAGGAAGGAUUCGGGAUGAGGGGAGAGUGGACGAAGACAAUUUCGAAAGGGAAGGACCUGUGGCUGUUGCGGGAAUUCCGGAGAGGGAAGCUACUUUGGCUGACGAGAGGGGUCAACUUCAGAGGGAAAUACCAAGAUCGAGAGGGGAUUUAGUGCCCGGUGGUGUUCUCUGUGGUGCUGAUGAUUCGAGGGGAAGAGUCGAUGGGGGAUAUAAAUGUCCAGUUACUGCUCAACUUUCGUCUUGUAUCUGUCACGCAUUACGUAGGUGGCCGAGAAUGACGAGAAAAGAAUACCAGGAAUCCAGGGAAGCUGUAACAAAAAUUCCAACGGAAAGGCGAGAGCAAAGGAAAACCACUGGUACAAAGGCGGUAUCGAGUGCAACUGUCGAGUCCAUUCAGAUUCAGACGAAUGUACGGAGAAUCAACGAAGUACCGGAUGUACCGUCUGAGACGAGUGGUGAUGUCUGUGAUCCAUGCGAAUGCGAUCCUUGUGCGUCUGUCAGUUCGACAAGUACUGAAAAUCCUAUUGAAUCGGUCCGACCGACUGUGGAGACGAGGGACUACGGAGUCAUGGCGAAAAUCUACAGAUCUAGACGAUAAAUAUCCGAGAGAUUUCACUAAAUUUACCCCCCAUUUUUGUCAAGGGCUUGAGGAUCAUUUUCUUAAAACGGAAAUUCAAGUGGAAAAUUGCGCGGAAUAUUAUGGCUUUUUUUUAUUUAAUUUUUUGGUAAGGAUUCUGGAAUUCAUUUACCGUGGGGCAAAUUUUAUUGAAUAGUUCUCUCUAUGGAAUGGCUUUGAGGUUGAGAAUAAAUUCCGGUACUGAUUUCCAUCGGUUGUUCGGAGUCGAUCGAAUUAUUAUGGCUUUUUCGAUGCGCGAGUGGAAUUUAGGGUGAAAAUUUUCACGGGAGAUAAAGUUGAUAAAUAAUGAGGGUCAAAAGUGAAAUUGUGAAUUUUUAGCGGAAGACCACGGAAAUUUCGUGAUUUAAU